Molecule: messenger RNA, 1761 nt
Organism: Pyricularia oryzae 70-15
Lineage: Eukaryota; Fungi; Ascomycota; Sordariomycetes; Magnaporthales; Pyriculariaceae
Exons: 3
Coding region: 234-878 (214 amino acids)
Biological process (GO): mRNA export from nucleus; positive regulation of DNA-templated transcription, elongation
Cellular component (GO): THO complex part of transcription export complex
Molecular function (GO): mRNA binding
Source: RefSeq, a predicted model, not a curated record
AGACGCGCUCAACGCGGUCGGGUAGCACACGCAAGGCUGAAAGGAGCUGCAGAGGAUCUCGUUUGGUAUUUCUGGGGAAGCACAGCACAGAUCUUCCUCAAGCAGCAGACACCUGAAACUGCAGAAAUCUGAUCCAUCCCCGCCGAGCCGCACCAGUAGCAAACCACACGUCCUGCGUUGCUUCACCUCAUCUUUCCAAACCUUUUCCUACAUAGGACGCCGACGUCGCGGCGAUGGACGACAUAGUGACGGAUCAGAACCUGCGCUCCGUCUUGCAGAUCUCGCAGGACGCGCGCGAUCAGGCCCUUGCCCUCGUCGAUCUCAUCGCCCAGCAGCAGCAGCAGCAGCAGCAGAACGGGGCCGGCGACGAUGGCGCCGCGCACGUCGCGCUGGCCAAGCUGCAAAAGCAACUCAUGACGAACCUGUCGCAUCUGCGUGGUUUACACCGCGCCGCAUUCAUUGCGGCCCGGGACACCAAGGCGAUGACGGCCGAGAAGCGGCAGGAGGUUGAUACGCUGCACCUGCAGCUGCAGAACCUGUACUACGAGCAGAGGCAUCUUGAGGGGGAGAUUGCGGCUUGCGAGGGUUACGAUCACAAGUACCGCGAGCUCCCCCUCAUACCCGUUGAGGAGUUCUUAGCAUUAAAGCCAGAACUGGCAGACCGCGACGAGAACGAACUCAUGGUCGCGAGGAUAGAGCAUGAACGUUCAGAGCGACAGGAGAUGGAGAAUCAGAGGCAGGACAUGCUCAAGCGCAAGGCCACACUGAUUGCGGAGAACAAGAAGAGCAAGGAGAAGCUAGCAAACUUGGACCAGGAACUGGAAAAGUUCAUUGAUGCUGCGAAACCUAUCGAGAAGAUCUUUGAGAAUGUCAAUUGAUCUAUCGAAGAGGCACAUCUUACUGAAUCAAUCUCUGAGCUGGCACCGACGCACUUCGAUUGUUCUACGUUGUGCCCCAGCAAGCGAGCGUGACACCUCUUUGUAUGUGGGCGCUUAUGAUACCAAUGAUACCAAUGAUACCCCAAAAAGUGAAAUCACCGAGGCUGUCCCGUCCGGAUUCGAUAGCGGAUCAGGCUAGGGCAAGCUCGAAAUCCAUCACAGGGUCGCUGUGCAGCUACGGAGCCUAGAAAAAAAUCGACGGUCCCGUAUGCCAGCGAAACCCAUCCAACUGCCUAUGAAGCAAGACUUUAUGGUGAGCUUUGGCCAACAUGAAAAUGGCGGCGAGAGGUGGCUGGGUGAUAUAUCACGCAUUGGAACCAACCAGUCAAUGACGCUCAUGCACGCACUCUUCCUGGCCUUGUGGGCUUGUGGGAAUAGUAUGGGGAUGGUAUGGUACCCUUACCGGUUAGUGCUCUCACCGCCGGCAUACGUCCUUCUUUUAAGGUCGCAGUAGUACCGGAGCCACGCGGAUGUGCGGCGGUCAAUGACAUGCUCAUCGCAGCAACAAUUGCCGGAGAUAGUCGGGUCGUUCUACCGUAGUCUACAGAACGGGUUCCAAACGAACACAUACCUUGUACGGCCAUAAACUAACAUAUUACACUUUACCAAGUAUGCAAAAGAGAUCAGCAGGAGUGGGUCCAUUACCUUCAUGGCAUUCAAAGUUUUUUUUUUUCGAAUCCCAUGGUCUUUGAACCAGUGACGAUGUGGAUUUUCCUCGCCUGCCUUAUGAUUUUCCAGUAUUGGUGCAAGAUGGACGAUCUGCCGCAUUCUGGGUUGCCAAGUAAUUACCUGUACAAGGGUCCCGAAGCAAGAUGAUGCAACC